Erigeron canadensis is the source of this 7377-nucleotide messenger RNA. RefSeq lists its product as uncharacterized. The coding region runs from base 1 to 7302 and encodes 2433 amino acids. Gene Ontology annotation, molecular function: helicase activity; ATP binding. The transcript is spliced from 12 exons. NCBI's taxonomy places the organism in Eukaryota, Viridiplantae, Streptophyta, Magnoliopsida, Asterales, Asteraceae. The record is from RefSeq and is a predicted model, not a curated record.
AUGGAAGAAAUAUACUUGGAGCAUCGAGUUGAAAGGCUUAUAGAGUGCUUUGGGCCUUUGACUGGUUGGAAGCAUUGCAUAAGGUCUAUGAAUGAUUUACUUGAAAAUUGUGUAUCUCAAUAUCAUAUUUUUGUAGAAAAUGAGUUGUGGAAAGAAAAACAACUUGCAAAUGGAAAUCAAAGCAACACUAAAACCAACAAGUUGCAAGUCAAAUCAUUCCUUGAGUUUGUGCAAGAUCGAUUUCGUUCUUCUGUAAUGCCACUUAGAAGAUGCAUCCUUACAUUCUUGACUCAUGUCCCAAGAAGUUUCAUGAAAGAAUACAAUUUCCAUAGUAUGAUAUAUCUUUUGGAUAACUUAAGUUCAUUUGAAUUGCUGUUGUUUCAAGAGAACUUGGUUUCACAAGAACUCGAGCACCUUUUCACAUCUCAACCAUUUCCUAAUCAGUUGGAGGAUAUGUCGUCGAUUAAUUCCAUAAGAGCCAUGUCUAUAUUGGUUCUAAGAGGUCUGCUGAUAUCUCUUGAAGUAUUAGGUCUUCCAUAUAUUAUAAAAAGACAAAAAAUAGAGGACUUUUGUUUUGAAAGAGCUUCUCUUAUAUUUUGCACAACAUCUAGUUCCUACAAGUUGCAUAUGGUUCCAGUGAAGCCUUUGAACAUUUUGGUCAUAGAUGAAGCUGCACAAUUAAAAGAGGCUGACUCCACUAUUCCUCUUCAGCUUCCUGGGAUGAAGCAUGCUAUCCUUAUUGGAGAUGAGUGCCAAUUACCUGCAGUGCUUACAAGCAAUGUAUGUAUUGAAUCUGGCUUUGGACGAAGCUUGUUUGAACGACUGAGUUCUUUAGGUCAUUAUCGACAUCUACUAAAUGUUCAGUAUCGAAUGAGUCCUUCCAUCAGUUUCUUCCCUAAUUGGAGAUUUUAUCAGAAUCAGAUCCUUGAUGCAGAAAAUGUUUUAUGUGAAAGUUAUGAAAAGCAAUAUCUUUUAGGACCAAUGUUUGGUCCUUACUCAUUUAUAAAUGUUGUUGAAGGAAUAGAAGAAAAGGAUGACGACGGAAGGAGCAAACGAAAUAUGGUUGAGGUGGCUAUUGUGAUUAAGAUUGUACAAAAUCUGCAUAGAGCGUGGAAAGACUCGAAUAAGAAGCUUACUAUAGGCAUCGUAUCUCCUUAUGCUGCCCAAGUUGUUAUGAUUCAAGAAAAACUUGGUCACAAGUAUGAGAAACUUGAUGGAUUUUCAAUAAAGGUGAAAUCAAUUGACGAGUUUCAGGGUGGAGAAGAAGAUGUUAUUAUUUUAUCGACAGUUAGAUCUAACAGGCGUGGAUCUGUUGGCUUCAUGUCUAGUCCACAAAGGACUAAUGUUGCCCUCACCAGAGCACGACAUUGUCUGUGGAUUUUAGGACAUGAAAGAACCCUGACUAAUAGUGAAUCUAUAUGGAAAGAUUUAGUCUAUGAUGCAAGAAAUCGCCAUUGUUUGUUUGAUGCUGAUUCUGAUAAAUGCUUGAAGACGGCAAUUAUAAAUACAAAGAAAGAGCUAGCACAACUUGAUGAUCUGUUUAAAGAGACCAGUGUACUUUUUAAACAUGCCAAAUGGAAGGUUCUGUUCAGUGACAACUUCAGAAAGUCAUUUAGAAAGCUGACUUCUGCUCGCUUGAAGAAGCUGGUUUUAAAUCUUUUAUUGAGACUCGCUGGUGGUUGGCGACCCAAGAACCAAAGUGUAGACUUUCAUUGUGAAAAAUCUUCACACAUUCUCAGACAAUUUAAGGUUGCAGGGUUAUAUGUUAUAUGUACGAUUGACAUCAUCAAGGAAUCUAGUUAUGUACAAGUUUUGAAGGUUUGGGAUGUAUUACCUUUUGAAGAGAUACCAAAACUCACAAAACGUCUUGAGAGCAUAUUUGCUGCAUACACGGAUGAUUAUAUUAGUCGUUGCACAACAAAAUGCAUGGAUGGGAAUUUAGAAGUUCCUAAGAGUUGGCUGUCAUACAAAGAAAUUAUAAAAUUUCGUUAUAAUAAUGAAACUGGCCGUGAAAUGAGGGAGAAUCCUUGUGACGGGAUAAGUUAUGUGGAAAACUCAAAAGUGAAUGAAAGCUUGUUGCUUAUGAAGUUCUACUCCCUGUCAGAUGUGGUGGUGAAACAUUUGCUUUCUGAUAAUGAACUUGUUCUACCCAUGCAAGUCAGUGAUGAACAAAUGGACAUUAUCCUAUUUUCCAGAAGUUCUUUUAUAAUUGGGCGUUCAGGAACCGGGAAAACCACUAUACUGACAAUGAAGUUAUUCCAAAAUGAACAAUCUUUCCGUGCUGUUUCUGAAGCGAUUUACGAAACAGACAGUAGCAGUAUUGGGGAUUCCAAGGCUGUCGAAGAUUCAGAAGAUAGAAAACCAUUGGUUCUUCGUCAGCUUUUUGUGACUGUCAGCCCAAAAUUAUGCCAUGUUGUGAAGCAACAUGUUUCUCACCUUACAAGCAUAUCAUGCAAUGAGAGUUCAUCAACUGAAAUUAAUCUUGAUGAUGACGAAGUAACAUCGGAAUUCAAAGUUAUCCCAGAUACAUUUACAAACAUCCCCGUGAAAGACUACCCUUUGGUUAUAACUUUUCAUAAGUUUCUAUUGAUGUUGGAUGGUACGUUGGGCAACUCUUUCUUCGGAAGAUUUCUGAAAAAAAGAGAAGAUUUUCAUCUCAACCUUCUGGGUUCAAGAUCUGUAGCACUGCAAACAUUUAUAAGACUACGGGAGGUCACUUUUGAUAGGUUUUGUUCACUAUACUGGCCCCACUUUGAUUCAAGUCUAACAAAGAAACUUGAUCCCUCCAGAGUCUUUACAGAAAUUAUUUCUCAUAUAAAAGGGGGUCUGCAAGCAGGGGAAUGCAGUGAUGGGAAGCUGAAUUUUGAGGGUUACUCUUUAUUGGCCAAAUGUCGUUCAUCCAUUUUGACGAAACAAAAAAGAAAGACUGUUUACAACCUCUUUCAAGCCUAUGAAAAGAUGAAAACUGAACGAGGAGAAUUCGAUUUGGGUGAUUUAGUAAAUGACCUCCAUCAUCGGCUUAAAAGUGGACAUUAUGAAGGUGACAAGAUGGAUUUUGUGUAUAUUGAUGAAGUUCAAGAUCUUAGUAUGAGGCAGAUCUCUCUUUUCAAAUAUAUAUGUCCAAAUGUCGAUGAGGGUUUUCUUUUUGCUGGUGACACCGCACAAACCAUUGCCAGGGGGGUUGAUUUUAGAUUUCAAGAUAUACGAUCUCUGUUCUAUAAAGAGUUUCUACCCACCAGAAUAACUGGGAAACAAGGGAAAGGUCUUGUCACUGAGAUUUUUCAACUGAAACAGAACUUCCGAACUCACUCCGGUGUGCUUGACCUAGCUCAGAGUGUCAUUGAUAUUAUUUACCACUACUUUGUUCACUCAAUUGAUGUUUUGGAGCCUGAGACUAGUCAAAUAUGCGGUGAAACUCCUGUACUGCUUGAGUCGGCCGAUGAUGAAAAUGCAAUCGCAACAAUCUUUGGUGGCAAUGGAAAUGGUGGAAAAAUUGUCGGAUUUGGUGCGGAACAAGUGAUAUUGGUUCGUGAUGAUUGCACUAAGAUUGAGAUUUGCGAAUAUGUUGGAAAGCAUGCGCUUGUUCUCACUAUAGUAGAAUGUAAAGGUCUUGAAUUCCAGGAUGUGUUGCUGUAUAACUUUUUCGGGACAUCCCCUUUGAAAGACCAAUGGAGAGUAAUAUACGGAUACAUGAAGGAGCGGGAUUGGAUCGAUGAGAAACUCCCUCAAUCUUUCCCAAGAUUCAGUGAGGCGAGACAUAGUUUACUGUGUUCUGAACUGAAACAGUUAUAUGUGGCUAUAACUCGUACAAAGCAAAGACUAUGGGUAUGUGAGAGUAUAGAGGAGCUCUCGAAGCCAAUGUUCGAGUACUGGAAAAGAAGGGGACUCGUACAGACAAGAAAGAUCGAUGAUUCAGUGGCACAAGCCAUGGGAGUCGCUAGCAGCCCUCAAGAGUGGCGGGAGCGUGGUAAAAAGCUGUUGUAUGAUAACAACUUCGUGAUGGCAACAAUGUGCUUUGAAAAAUCCGGUGACACUAUGUUGGAGAAAUUGGCAAAGGCUUCUGGUCUCAGAGCAUCUGCUGAUCAAAUGAGGGGAAAGAAGCCCGAAGCUUAUCUAAGUCAUUUAAGAGAAGCUGCAGAAAUGUUUGAGUCUAUUGGGAAACUUGAGUCUGCUGCUUCUUGUUACUGUGAUGUGGGGGACUAUGAAAUAGCAGGAAAAAUUUACUUAUACAAGUGCAAAAAAAUUGAUGUUGCGGCAGAGUGUUUUAUUUUAGCCGGAUGCUAUGGUGAAGCAGCUGAAGCCUAUGCCAAAGGAGAUCAGUUCUCCAAUUGUCUAUCAGUUUGCAAAAAGGGGAAACUAUUUGACAAAGGCAUGCAGUAUAUCGAAUACUGGAAAGAGCAUGUGGAUGUUAAAAGCAAAGAACUAGAACAACUUGAGCAAGAAUUUUUGGAGAGUUGUGCCCUUCAUUACUAUAAACAUAAAGAUCUUAAAUUCAUGAUGAAAUUUGUCAGAGCCUUUUUUACUGUGGAAUCUAAGCGUGUAUUCCUGAGGUCUUUAGGCUGCAAUGAUGAACUUUUAUUGCUGGAAGAAGAAUGGGGUCAAUUUGUCAAUGCUGCUGAGCUGGCGAGGUCAUUAGGUUAUGUUCUAAAAGAGGCUGAUCUUUUGGAGAAGGCUGGCGAUUUUAUGGAAGCUGCAGAUCUCUUACUUUGGUACAUACUUUUUACCUCACUAUGGGGAAAGGGAAAUAGAGGUUGGCCAUUGAAGCAGUUUGCCAUGAAGGAAGACCUUUGUGAGAAAGCAAGGUCGGUUGCAAAAAUGACCUCUGAUAAAUUCUAUGAUUUUGUUUGUAAUGAGCUUAAGGUACUCUCUGAUAAGCACAGUAGUUUGCCCGAGCUCAAGAAAAAUUUACUUGCUUCCCAGAAAUAUAAGAGUUUAAGAGGGGAAAUAUUAUCCAUAAGGAAAAUCUUGGAUUCUCAUUUUCAUAUUAAUUUCUCAAAGUACUUUUGGGAGGAUGAAUUACCGUCUGAUAUUACUAAGCAUUGUGAAGACCAGAUCUUUCAGAGCUGUGUUUCUGUUAGAACUCUGGUUUUUUAUUGGAACCAGUGGAAGGAGAAUGUCAUGAAUAUCUUUCAGAGCAUCAAAUGUCUUGAAAAUGAACAGCCAAAUAUAAGCGAUGGUCUUGUUGAUUUUAGUAUAAGUUACUUUGGAGUGAGGAAACAGUGUGUCAAUGGAAACAUGGUUUACAUGUUAGUCAACAAGGAUGGUGAUUGGAUAAGAAACAUUGGUAACGUAGGUCUACACAAGGAAGGGAAGCUUCUAAUUAUGAAUACAAAUCAGUUGGUGCUUGCUAUGACGUCUUAUUGGCAGUCAGAAUUACUCUCCGUGGGUAUAAAAGUACUUGAAAAACUAGAAGGUCUUCAUAAGUCAAAGUCAAACGGUUCAACAUUUCAUCAAAGCACUACUCUUCUACACAUUUUUGAGGUUUCCAAGUUUCUUUUGGACUGCCAAUGUGUUAACCUCACUUUUCAUUAUAAAAAGAAACUGCAAAGUUUCCUUGGAAUCUCUGCACAUUACUUUGAUCUUGUGUUUCCGUUAGACUGGCGAAGAUCAGUCUCUGAAGACUUGGUAUCCUUGAGGAAGACUGAUAUAUCACUUCACUUGUUUGAUGAGAUUAUUCUUCAAAAUGUUGACAUCAAUGGUGAUAUCACCUAUUGGACAAUCGGAAUUGUGAUGAUGCUAUGGUUUAGUUCAAGAAAACCUGCUGCACUUAACGAAAAGAUUGUUGCUGGAGUCCAGUGGAGUCUUGGAUGGCGGUCACUUGUGGAACUAUGGAAUGUUGGCUAUAUAGGUAUUUGUGUUGUUCCGUUACUCCGGGUUGCUUUAGGUGAUACUUUGUCCGAAAACUGGAGUAAUCCUGGCUAUAUAUCACCUCACAGUUUUGUGCAUCUUUUGGAUCGUCUUCUUUUCAUGGAGUCUUUUUCUUCAGGACUACUUUUCACAACAAAGACUUCUUUUGUUGGAUGGUUUACAGAGCUUCAUCCUAGUGAUACAGCUUUGUCAGCACUUAAACAGAUCUAUAUAAAAACUGACUUCACCUUUUUUGUUAGCAUAGUCCAACGGAUUCUCUACAACAAGGAAGAUACUGAAUCUUGGAUUCGAAGAUCAAAGAUUAAUGUCUCUUAUUACCAUCCACUCUUAGCAUUGAAGUUGAUAAUGAUGUUAUCUUUAAUUUGUCUGCAAGUAUCAGAUUUUUAUCAAGUAUUACUUGAUUUGCUGAUGGGAAAGAAUAAUAUCGAGUAUUUGCUUCCAAAGAAAUUUGUGUUUAAUCUUUUGAGGAAUAGGAAGGGUGAUCACUUACACUUGAGUCCACAAAUAGUUGCUGAAGCUUUUACAAGCAUAGAGGAUCCUCUCCUGAUUGUGAGUUCAGAAUCUAAGAAUCCACAGAUAGAUGCUCCAUGUGCUAUAUUUGUGGACCUAAGGAAAUCUAAAGAGGACAUAAUGAACAUAGUGUUCACUAAGAAAGCUAUGCCAUGUAGUCAAAGUCCUUUAUGCAAUGAUGGUUGUGGGAUAACUCCUGAGGCAGUGGUAGAGAAGAGCAGUGAUAAUCAAAGUGGUGGUGGUAACCCUCAUCAUGUGAAUAACAGGAAAGCGAAAAGAAGUAGCAAGGGAAAGAAGGUAAAGAAAAAUACAGAUAUUGGCCAGACUUCUUCAAAGAAUGAAUGUGAAAGGGAAAAGCAAACAGGUUGGAAACUUCUUGAAGAAAUGUCUGAAGUUGUAAGUGGGAAGAAUAUUAGCAAGUCACUGAGCUCAUCUGUCCCGGCUAUGGUAAAGGAAGUGGACGAAAGUAUGGACACAUUUCUUAAUACCUUUGCUGGACAAGAUACGACCUAUGUACUUGCUGCAUUAAAUCAACUGGAUGUGAUUGCUUCUGCUGUUGCAUCUAAUAUGGGUGGAAAAACAGCGGAGGAUUUAGUUUUCUUGAAAUGUAUACAAGGGCUUAGGGAGCGGCUGCAGAGUAGUAGUGGUAGUGGUAGUCCAAACGGAGAUGAUUCCCCGAAUCAUUCUGUCACUAUUCAUGAAGAAGCAGGUAUUAGUAGCACAAGUACGAUUAAAGAAGCGGGCGAGGAAGAGGAGGAAACAGAUCGUUCACUCGUGUUAGAGAAACCAAGCUCUGGUGGUGACGCCCAAGAUGCGAAAAAUAACAAAGUGAAGGUAAAGAAAAAGAAGUGUAAGCACAGAAAGUGUGGUUGUUCAAAUCAACCUGAUCAACCUCAUCCCACUUUUUUUAGAAGGCGUGCUUAAUCAUUUGUAGAAUAUUUAAGACAACACUUUUAAGUAACCAUCUUUGAACCACUUUAUGAAGUUACAUGGCUGUCA